AUGGACUCGUCGGAGAUCGAAGUGGUUCCUCUCGAUUCCAAAUCUCACCAAAACCCUACCGAAUCUCCAACCAUCACAGACGUCUUCUCCGCUUCUGCUUACGGCGAUCUCCACCAGCUUAAACGUUUCGUCGAGCACAAUGGUUCUUCUGUUUCUCUUCCCGACUCUAAUGGCUACUACGCUCUCCAAUGGUCUGCUCUUAACAAUUCCCUCGACGUUGCUCAAUACAUCAUCGAGCACGGUGGUGAUGUUAAUGCAGCUGAUAAUAUACAACAGACACCAUUGCAUUGGGCAGCAGUAAAAGGUUCCAUUGAUGUUGCAGAUCUUCUACUGCAAAACGGAGCUCGAAUUGAGGCUAGUGAUGUGAAUGGAUUCAGGGCAGUGCAUGUUGCUUCUCAAUAUGGGCAGACAGCUUUCGUGAAUCAUAUUAUUGUGAACUAUACAGCUGACUAUAACGCGUUAGAUAACGAAGGGAGGAGUCCGCUACAUUGUUCUGUGCACGAUGCUCAGUGCUUUUCUAAGUUAUUUCGCACGAAUUUCCCAGCACAUAUGUUAGGAACUGUUUUUUUUGCUGCCUUAGAACAAUAUGGUGUGAGUGCUUUGUUGCACUUGGUACUCUGUUACUUAUCAUUUGACAAUAUGAGGAGAACUAAUGUGAACUGUGUAUUUCCUCCUUGUUUGUAUGACUCAGGGCUGCUUACAACGGAUUCACAGAAACAGUCCGGUUACUUCUCUUCCGGGAUGCAUGCCAUAAUAGACAAGACAACACAGGCAAUCCAAAACAUCUUAACACUUUCUUUUAACUGUUGCACUCCUUUACACUGGGCCGUUAUUAAGGAAAACGUUGAGGCUUCUACUCUGCUAGUUCAUGCUGGGACCAAGGAGGAACUGCUAUUGAAAGAUAACACUGGUUCCACGCCACUUAAGCUUGCAUCUGAUAAAGGUCACAGGCAGCUCGCUCUUUUACUUUCGAAGGCAAUGCAAACUCGUAAGAAUAGUUGUGUAAACAAGAUCUUCUGCGGAAAAUUAGGAGGGACAAGCUAUGCUCCAAUGUUGUUCGGCGUAAUAGUCACUCUUAUGGUCCUCUUCUUCACAUCCAUUGUUGCAGCUUCUAAUCUCCCAAAAAUAACUGCUAUGCUUGGACUGUGGGCUUGGUUUGGUCUUUCAUGUGGUGUUUGCUCACUGAUUGCUUUCCGUCGUUGUAGCAGCAAAGAUCCUGGGUACGUUAAACGAACCAAUGAACUUGAUGGCCAUCAGACUUCCGACGAGCCUUUAAUUGAUAUCAGUUUCAACAGCCCCUCAUGGAAAGGAAACUGGUCACAACUCUGCCCCACUUGCAAGGUAAUUAGACCGGUGCGAUCUAAGCACUGUCCCACUUGUAAGCGGUGCGUUGAGCAGUUUGACCAUCAUUGCCCCUGGAUAUCAAACUGUGUUGGUAAGAAGAACAAACGUGACUUCUUAGUCUUUGUGAUCAUGGGAGCUUUAACAUCAUUCGUCGGUGGCACAACCGCUGUUCAAAGAAUAUGGAGAAGCAUCUCACAGAUACACCACAGAGAAUCAUGGAUUCAACAUCUAGUCAUUGAACAUCCCGGCGCCGCCGUGUUUCUGUUUUUCGACGUACUUAUUUUCAUUGCGACAAUGACACUGAGCAUCUCACAGGCGUAUAUGAUAGUUCGGAAUAUUACAACCAACGAACUAUGGAACGCGAAAAGAUUCAGUUAUUUGCAGGGACCUGAUGGGAGAUUCUACAACCCUUAUAACCAUGGCUGGAGAAGAAACUGCUCUGAUUUCUUGGUUCAUGGCUACACCAGAGACGACGAGGUUGUCCCGUCUUCAAUUCUCUGA
Thlaspi arvense is the source of this 1845-nucleotide messenger RNA. The record is from the annotation of a GenBank genome assembly. Lineage: Eukaryota; Viridiplantae; Streptophyta; Magnoliopsida; Brassicales; Brassicaceae.